CUCUAUAUAUGGGCUCCAAGACCAAUAGCUCCUAAGUAAAGCUUUGAAGACUCAAGAAAAAAAUGGUUUCCCAUUUCACAUCUCACCACUCUCAUCAAUUCAUCUUCAUCACCCUCACUACCAUUUUCAUCCUCACUUCUUCAUCUUCUGCUGCAACAGAAACACACCCACCACGUCCAUUCAAGAAGAUCUAUGCCUUUGGUGACUCAUUCACUGACACAGGCAACACAAAGUCUGUCACAGGCCCCACUGGUUUUGGUCAUGUAUCAAACCCUCCAUAUGGAACCACUUUCUUUCACCACCCCACAAAUAGGUACUCAGAUGGAAGGCUUGUGAUUGAUUUUGUAGCUGAAACACUGUCUUUACCUUACUUGCCUCCUUACCUUAAAAUCAGAGGCAAUGUUUCUUCUUCUACUUUUGGUGUUAACUUUGCUGUAGCUGGUGCCACAGCUACAAACCAUGCAUUCUUUGUUAAGAACAACCUUACACUUGAUAUCACACCUCAAUCUAUCCAAACUCAGUUGCUUUGGUUCAACAAGUACUUGCAAAGUCAGGGGUGUAAAAAAGCAUCUGCAUCAGAUUGCAAAGAAGCCUUUGAUGAUGCACUCUUUUGGUUUGGUGAAAUUGGAGUCAAUGACUAUGCAUACGCUGUUGGAUCUUCCAUACCAGAUGAUACCCUCAGAAAGCUUGGUAUCACAAGCUUUACUGCGGUUUUACAGUCAUUGCUAGAGAAGGGUGCAAAAUAUGUUGUUGUCCAAGGCCUACCCUUAAGUGGGUGCUUGCCAUUGUCCAUGUCACUAGCUCCUGAAGAUGAUAGAGAUGACAUAGGUUGUGUUAAGAGCGUGAACAACCAGAGCUACGUCCACAAUGCUGUUCUCCAAGCAAAAUUGCAAGAACUCAGGAAGCAAUUUCCCAAUGCUGUCAUUACCUAUGCUGAUUACUGGAAUGCCUACCGCACUGUCAUGAAGAGUCCAAGUCAAUAUGGGUUCAAGGAAUUGUUCAGUUGUUGCUGUGGAAAAGGUGAACCAUACAACUUUGAUUUGUUCACUUCUUGUGGAAUGGCUAAUGUUAGUGCCUGUGCAAACCCUUCAAAGUACGUCAAUUGGGAUGGUGUGCACCUCACUGAAGCUAUGUAUAAGGUGGUUUCAAAGAUGUUCCUCAAUGGGACAUUUAGUCACCCUCCAUUUAGUUACUUGUUGGAUAGAAAAAUCAAACAAGGGUGAACUAUUUGUCACUAUAUUAUGUUAACUAUUGUGAUCUUAAUAGUUGAGCUAUGAAUUGGAAAUAUGUGUGACAAAAUUCAAAUAAUAAUUUUAUGCUACAA
Messenger RNA from Quercus robur (English oak), 1324 nucleotides. RefSeq names its product GDSL esterase/lipase At3g48460. The coding region runs from base 63 to 1223 and encodes 386 amino acids. The record is from RefSeq and is a predicted model, not a curated record. The transcript has 2 exons. NCBI's taxonomy places the organism in Eukaryota, Viridiplantae, Streptophyta, Magnoliopsida, Fagales, Fagaceae. Gene Ontology annotation, molecular function: hydrolase activity, acting on ester bonds.